Molecule: messenger RNA, 2862 nt
Organism: Closterium sp. Yama58-4
Lineage: Eukaryota; Viridiplantae; Streptophyta; Zygnematophyceae; Desmidiales; Closteriaceae
Source: the annotation of a GenBank genome assembly
AUGCCCCACAGCUCUAGGAUUCCGAAUAGCGGCUCAGAGGGUGAUGAGCCUCACCGGAUCAGAUCGCGCUCGCCAGCCGUCGCGCCGAAUUCGGAGGGUGAUCUGCCUCACAGCCCCACGAGUGCGGAGGACAGUGGUGAAUCUCACCGGAUCAGAGCACGCGCACCAGCCAUCGCGACGAGUCCGGAGGGUGACCCGCCUCACAGCACCACGAGUGCUGAGACCGUUGGUGCAUCUCACCACAUCAGAGCGAGGUCAAAACCCAUCGCGACGAGUUCAGCGGGUGAUCCACCUCACAGCGCCGCAAUUGUAGAUGCUGGUUCAUCACAUGGCAUCAGAGCAGCAGGCUCACCACCACAAGCCACGAUGAGUUCGCAGGGCGAUGCGACUUGCAGCGCUGCAGCACGCUUGCUGGUCACAAGUAGGGAUGGUGCAAGUGCGGGGGGUGGUGGUACUCCUUCUCAAAGCGAGCCCUCCCACUGUUCCGUUGGUCAAGGGGCAAGUGAGGUGGAGGGAGGGGCUGUACCAGGAGGGGCUGUGGCAGGAGGGGCUGUAGGUGGGGAGACUGUAGUUGAAAGCGUUAGAGUUGGGGAGGCUGCAUCUGGGAAGGCUGCAUCUGAUUCAACGAGCAAAGGGGAAGAGGAUGGCGGUUUGAAUGGAUACAGAGAUGUUGGGAGGGGUGUGGUUAUUGAGAGACCAGGCGAGGAGGAGAAGAAACGAGAGGAGGAGGGGGUGCAGCGAGAGGAGGAUGGGAAGGAGGAGCGAAUGGAGGAAAGGAAAGAGGAGGGAGAGGCGGAGGGUGAGGAGAGGGGAAAUGAGGAGACGGCGAGGGAGGUGCAGGUGCUGUGUCUACUGGAGGAUAUCAGCGACAGAAAGGCACUGGAACAAAGCAUGUGGAAGUACAAGAUGAUGGUGGAGAAUCUACCAGGCGGCGCCGUGCUCAUGACCCGAGCAUUGGACGGCCGGCAGGAGGUGCUCAUCAACUCCACCGCCGCGCACCUGCUGGGGUGCGCUCGGGGCGACAUUGACAGCGUGGAGAAGUGGUUCAGAGCUCUCUAUGGAAGGGAGAAUGCGGCUAAAGCGCAGCGCAAGUACGAGGGAAGGAGGAUGGGGGCUGCGCGAAACAAUGUCUUCAACACCGUGCUGCCUAUCCGGGACCCGAAGCUACUCCUAACAAAGGAUGGCCGGGUGUUUGAUUGCAACCAGGCGGCAGUGCGCAUCCUCAAGUGCCCCACCAAGGAGUCUCUGCUCGGUCGCACGCCCUGGCGCCUCUCACCCCUCCAGCAGCCCACCACCAAGCAACCCGCCUCGGCACUUAAAGCCAUUCUCGCCCACCUCGCUGCCUCCAACCAGCCGUCCAACCGAACCUCAGGCUCGGUAAAUCAGCACCCAGGCUCGUCGUCGCCGUUUCCUGCCACCGCUGCCGCCACCGCUGCUGCCGCCUCCGGCCCGGUGGGAGGCCCGGCAGGAGGCUCGGCGGGAGGCUCGGCAGGAGGCCCGGCAGGAGGCUCGGCAGCAGCGGACUCCUCCGUGCCAGGCCUGGCGGGAGACUCGGUGGGAGGCACGGGGAACCGGUGGCGGCGGUUCGAAUGGGUCUUCCGGGACGAAGAGGGCGGAGCAGUACUAGUACAAGUCCUCUGCCGCAUGGUUGAAUUCUUCGGGGAAAACGUGUACUUAAUGGUGUGGCACGACAUAGCCGAGCUGAAACGGAAGGAGGCGGAUUUGCAGCGAGCGAAGCUCGAGGCGGAGAAGGCGAGUUUAGCGAAGACACAGUUCCUGGCGAAUAUGAGCCACGAGAUAAGGACCCCGAUGAACGGCGUGAUCGGGGUCGCGGAGCUGUUACUGGAUACACCCUUGUCGGAGGAGCAGCAGAUGCUGGUGAACACGAUCAGGAGUUCCAGCCAGGGGCUGCUGCAUAUCCUGAGUGAUAUUCUGGAUCUGAGCAAGAUUGAGAACGAGAGGAUGGCGCUGGAGUUUGCAGAGUUUGACGUGCGGGAGCUCCUCGCGCACUCCCUGGCGCUGUAUGAGGUGUCUGCCAGGGAUAAGAAGCUGCAGCUCAAGUCGCACGUCAGUAGGGAUGUGCCGCUGAAAGUCCUAGCCGACGCAGUGAGGGUGCGACAAGUCCUGCUCAACCUUGUCUCCAACGCCAUCAAGUUCACCGCCCGCGGCCGCGUCACCGUGCGCAUCUCCACCGUCGAUCCCGCCGACACGGACGGCUGCUGCAGUGGCGGGCGGCGGCGCGAGUCGUUUUCGUCUCUAGCGCCGCUGCUGCAGCUGGAGGAGAGGCGGGGGGCGCCCCUGGAUAAGGUUCUUUUGAAAUACUCGGUGUCGGAUACUGGGAUUGGCAUCUCGAAGGACGUUCAAGGGAGUCUCUUCCAAGCGUUCACGCAGGCGGACAACACCACAUGCCGUAGGUUCGGUGGCACGGGGCUGGGCCUGGCGAUAUGCAAGGCGCUGGCGGACAACACCACGUGCCGUAGGUUCGGUGGCACGGGGCUGGGCCUGGCGAUAUGCAAGGCGCUGGCGGACAACACCACAUGCCGUAGGUUCGGUGGCACGGUGCUGGGCCUAGCGAUAUGCAAGGCGCUGAUGAAUCUGAUGGGGGGCGAGAUCUCCGUGACCAGCGCGCAGGGGGGGGGCAAGGCUCCACGUUUGAAUUCACCUGCUGAGGGGCAAGGCUCCACCUUUGAAUUCACCGCGUGCACUCUCCCUCUCCCCAUACCCUGUUUCCCAGGCGGACAACACCACGUGCAGGCGGUUUGGGGGUACAGGGCUGGGCCUGGCGAUAUGCAAGGCGCUGGUGAACCUGAUGGGGGGCGAGAUCUCUGUGACCAGUGCUCAGGGGGAGGGCUCUACGUUUGA